CAGAGAAAAUAUCAACAACAAUGAUUUUCGCUAUAACAAAAAACCAACUUCAACAACAAUAGCAGCCAGAGAUUGCUCCUCUUUAAGCCCACUUUUUUUUUUUCAUUUUUUUUUUUUAUUUUUGGAUUCUAUCUCUAUCUCUCUCUAUGAAAGGAGUAGAUGAACUUUCUCGGUUGCUUAUGGAGAAUGCCAUCUGGGUCUUCUAGAUCAUACCCAGAUCUUACUACUAAUCGAUCCAUCUGAUUAGCAUGCACAUAUUGCGAAAACUGAACAAAAGAGAGGGAGAGGAAAAGAGGUAUUGAUUUCUUAAACUUCAGGAGGGAGCCUUUAUUUUGCCAACUUAAAUUAUGAUCAAACAGAUACUUAAUAAGCUCCCACGCAAGUCCUCUAAGUCUGCUGAAAAUCGUGAAGGAGGGGGAACCUCUACCUCCUCUUCAAAUGCUUCUACCAGUUCAAGAAGCAGUGAUUUAGCAAGUAAUCGAUAUGCGAAUCCAGGCACUACAUCUUUUCCAGGCUUUGAUUCUUCAAAUAUAGGAUUAAAUCAUGCCGGUAAGCUUAUGCAAGCUGUGGACUCAAAGCUGAAUGGGAAUUUGGCGGCUUCCUCGUUUGAGGCUUUGCCUAGUUUUAAAGAUGUUCCGAAUUCGGAGAAGCAAAACUUGUUUAUUAAAAAGCUGAACUUAUGCUGUGUUGUGUUUGACUUUACUGACCCAACAAAGGACCUUAAAGAAAAGGACAUCAAGCGACAGACAUUGGUUGAACUUGUGGAUUAUGUUGCUUCAGCUAAUGGGAAGUUCUCAGAAAAUGUUAUGCAAGAGAUAAUAAAGAUGGUAUCCAUAAAUUUGUUUAGAACUCUCACUUCUCCACCCCGUGAGAAUAAAGUCUUGGAAGCCUUUGAUUUGGAAGAGGAGGAGCCGUCAAUGGAUCCUGCGUGGCCUCACUUGCAAGGUGUCUAUGAAUUUUUUUUGAGGGUUGUGGCGUCACCUGAGACGGAUGCGAAGUUGGCUAAGAGGUAUAUUGAUCACUCAUUUGUUCUCAAGUUGUUAGAUCUUUUUGAUUCCGAGGACCCAAGAGAGAGGGAUUACUUGAAAACGGUUCUGCACCGUAUUUAUGGGAAAUUUAUGGUGCAUCGACCAUUCAUCAGGAAAGCAAUCAACAACAUCUUCUUUCGUUUUAUCUUUGAGACUGAGAAGCAUAAUGGGAUCGCAGAGUUGUUGGAGAUUCUGGGUAGUAUAAUUAAUGGGUUUGCGCUGCCGCUUAAAGAAGAACACAAGCUCUUUCUUGUUCGGGCACUUAUUCCACUUCAUAAACCAAAAUGCAUUCCCAUGUACCAUCAGCAGUUAUCUUACUGCAUAACCCAAUUUGUGGAGAAAGAUUGCAAACUUGCUGAUACUAUUAUACGGGGUUUACUAAAGUAUUGGCCAAUUACAAAUAGUUCUAAGGAGGUCAUGUUCUUAGGUGAGCUUGAGGAAGUUUUAGAAGCAACUCAGCCUGCUGAGUUCCAGCGGUGCAUGGUGCCCUUGUUCCGCCAAAUUGGCCGUUGCUUGAGCAGUUCACAUUUCCAGGUGGCGGAGAGGGCUUUGUUUUUAUGGAACAACGAUCACAUUGAGAACCUAAUCAAACAGAAUCGCAAUGUUAUACUGCCAAUUAUCUUCCCUGCAUUGGAGAGAAAUUCAAGAAACCACUGGAACCUGGCAGUACAGAACUUGACAUUAAACGUUCGCAAAAUUUUCUCUGAUACCGACCCUGAGCUUUUUGAGGAAUGUUUGCUCAAGUUUCAGGAAGAUGAGGCACAAGAGAAUGAAAUGAAAUUGAAACGCGAAGCCACAUGGAAGCGCUUAGAAGAAAUGGCUUCAAUGAAAGUUUCAGUUAAAGAAGCAGUGCUUGUCUCUCCAAGAAAUGCCACUCGUGCACCUUCUGGCUAGAGAGAGGUUUCUGCGUGUCAGAUUCUAGCGGUUUGAAACAUAAAUUGGUGAUUGAACCACAAAGUCAAAGAUGGCAUUGCAUGGGGGUACGAAGCAGCCCCAUUUCGGUUUAGCACGUCUGGAUUGUAUAUAUUCAAUUGGAUGGACAAAGCAAAUGGUUGCUGCAGAUCGCCUUGGUAAUGAAGAUUUAGUCUGCAAAGUAGUUGGGAAAGGAAACGAGGGGGAAGAGUUCGAAUUUGACAUGUAUGAGCUACAUUUUUAUUUUAUUUUAUUUUAUUUUUGUGUAUUUGGUUCAAUGGAAGUAGGCUCAAAUCUUCUGAUUUAUUAAUAUAUAUUAUCAAACUUUGUUGUUUUUUUUCUUUA
This is a messenger RNA of Carya illinoinensis, 2285 nucleotides long. Its product is annotated as serine/threonine protein phosphatase 2A 57 kDa regulatory subunit B' theta isoform-like. The transcript has 5 exons. The record is from RefSeq and is a predicted model, not a curated record. The coding region runs from base 348 to 1922 and encodes 524 amino acids. Gene Ontology annotation, molecular function: protein phosphatase regulator activity. Gene Ontology annotation, cellular component: protein phosphatase type 2A complex. Lineage: Eukaryota; Viridiplantae; Streptophyta; Magnoliopsida; Fagales; Juglandaceae. Gene Ontology annotation, biological process: signal transduction.